Messenger RNA from Guillardia theta CCMP2712, 1416 nucleotides. RefSeq lists its product as hypothetical. Bases 148 to 1227 code for a protein of 359 amino acids. NCBI's taxonomy places the organism in Eukaryota, Cryptophyceae, Pyrenomonadales, Geminigeraceae. Gene Ontology annotation, biological process: intracellular signal transduction; protein phosphorylation. Gene Ontology annotation, molecular function: MAP kinase activity; ATP binding. The record is from RefSeq and is a predicted model, not a curated record. Gene Ontology annotation, cellular component: nucleus; cytoplasm. The transcript has 21 exons.
AGCAGGAAAUCGUUGGCAACUGAGCAGCGCUACAAGAAGCUUUAGUCAAGACAGGACACACGAAGGGGUCACAGCGUCCCCUUGCUCUUUAUCGGUCCCUAGGGACAGAAUCUCUUUCGUCUUCCUGUGGCUCUCAAUCCGCUCAGGAUGACUUUCACUAUCGAGAAUCAAAUCUUUACCAUCCCAGAUAAGUACGUGCCGCUGCAGAACAAGCUUCUUGGCAAAGGAGCGUAUGGUCAUGUUUGCGCCGUCUCGAACAAGGAUACAGGAGAGCGUCUUGCGGUCAAGAAGGUCAAAAAUGCUUUUGAUGACCUUGUUGAUGCGAAGAGAGUUCUACGCGAGAUCAGGCUCCUGUGCUCGUUCGAUCACGAGAACGUCCUCUGCAUCAAGGAUCUGCACAUGCCGCUGGACCCGAAUGGCAAGCAUGAAGACGUCUACAUCAUCACUGAGCUUCUCGACACCGACUUGUCCAAGGUUAUCUACUCCCCGCAGCCUCUGAUCGACGACCAUUGUCAGUACUUCCUCUACCAAGUCUGCCGAGGCUUGAAAUACCUUCACAGCGCAAGAGUGCUACAUCGCGAUCUCAAACCCGGAAAUCUCCUUGUGAAUAGCAACUGUGACUUGAAAAUCUGCGAUUUUGGCCUGGCGAGGCUGGAGGAGGAUACCAACCCAUCAACGAUGACAGCCUAUGUCGUCACGCGAUGGUACAGGGCACCAGAGCUCUUGUACCUCAAGAACUACACUGAAGCUAUCGACAUCUGGUCUGUGGGCUGCAUCUUUGCGGAGAUUCUUGGCCGAAAAGCGUUCUUGCAAGGAAAGAACUACCAGGACCAGCUGCUUGUCAUUUUUCAGAUUGUGGGGCCGCCGACAGAGGAAGACCUGCAGGUUGUCCCCAACCCGGAAGUUCGAGAAUACAUCCGCAAGCUGCCCAAGCCAACCCGCAUCGUCCCACUCAAGGAAAGGUUCCCCAAGGCAAGACCCGAGGCCAUAGACUUGUUGAGUAUGAUGUUGAGGUUCAACCCGCACAAGAGGCCGACGGCUGCGCAAUGUCUAGAGCAUCCUUACCUGGCUGAGUACCACGACCCUGAGGACGAGCCUGAGAGCGACUCGCACUUCGAGUGGGAGUUUGAGGGGAUGGAGUUGUCGAGGGAUCAGAUCAGAGCAUACAUGUUUGAUGAGGUGAAGAAGAUCGCAUCAAAGAACAACACUCCUCUCUAUGGGCAAUGACGAGAAACACGUUAAACUGAUUUUGAAACGGAAGGCACGAGGCAGGGAGACGAAUUGAUUGUUGUUUGUGCGAUAUUUACAACAAGGCAAAACAAGAUCUCAAGGUUGUUCAGAUCAAUUCCUUCGCAGGAGUGUCCUACAAGCUUCAUCAAUCCGUACGAUUGACAUUGAAUUUUUUCUCUUUUUCCC